Mercenaria mercenaria is the source of this 1874-nucleotide messenger RNA. RefSeq names its product sodium- and chloride-dependent glycine transporter 2-like. The transcript has 10 exons. The coding region runs from base 754 to 1575 and encodes 273 amino acids. Gene Ontology annotation, cellular component: membrane. The record is from RefSeq and is a predicted model, not a curated record. Lineage: Eukaryota; Metazoa; Mollusca; Bivalvia; Venerida; Veneridae. Gene Ontology annotation, biological process: sodium ion transmembrane transport.
GUGUGCAUGAUUGCUUUUUUCAUUAUCAUUAGUUACACGACUUCCAUAUCUUUGUUUCUCUACUACUUCUUUGCGUCCAUGACGUCAGAGUUACCAUGGGCAUCUUGCAACAAUACAUGGAACACACCAUAUUGCACAAUAACGCCUAUCCAGCCGAGAAGAUUAUUCUGUGUAAAUGAUACUGCACCGAGGCAUCCAAGUAAAGAAUUUUUGGAGACGAAAGUAUUAGGUCUAGAGAAAAUGUAUAAUUUUGAACAUCUAGGACCAGUGAAGUGGGACGUGUGCGCAUGCUUGUUCCUGAUGUUUACCCUAAUUUACUUCGCUAUAUGGAAAGGAAUUCGCAUUACUGGAAAGGUAACACAUGGAGAAAUACGUAUUUGCUAUGUAUAUACUGAAAAGUCAUGCUCUUCUUACAGACAAUUAAAGUCGUUUAAAAUAUUUAGUGGUGGGCACAAAUUGUCGAUUAUCGCAUAUUGACAUAUAAUUUUUUUUUUUUUUUUUUUUUUUUGGUAGAUUUGAAACUGAGAUGUUAUAAAAAAGAGUUGUGUUCUAUUUCUUUUAAUCGAGAAAAUGAAACAAAAGCAGGAAUAUUAAAAGAAAAUCUUUUUUUUUUUAGGUAUUGAUAGGUACCGUGUCUUCAUCAUACUUGCUGCUACUCCUACUGUUGGUGAAGGUGCUUACUUUAGACGGUGCCCUUGAAGGCAUACGGUAUUUCCUUUUACCAAGUGUGAUUCGUCUGACAGAAUUUGAUAUAUGGAUUGCUGCGUCUGCACAAGUGUUUUACACUAUCCAACCUUGUUUUGGUGUGCACAUCUCACAUUGGCAAGCUAUAGAGACAGACGCUAUGAAAACGUUGUCAGGGACGCUGUUGUAAUUUGUACCGCAAUAGCGGGGUCGAGUCUGUUAUUUCUGCUGAUGUUUUCUUCUAUUAUCGGACACUUGGCGAUGUUGCGAGACGUAUCAGUUGAGUCUUUGAUGCGAGCAAUACAAAUAGAUAUGUUUAUAAUGUUCAAAGAAGUGCCCGAAACUCUCUUAGCAUUGCCGUUAUCAACGAUGUGGAGUAUCUUCUAUUUCUUAAUGCUGGCCUUGAUGGCGUUUGAUACAAUGUUACUUUUGCUGGAAAGUAUUGUUACUGCAAUUAUUGAUGAAUGGCCAUCUCUCAGAAAAAGGAAGCUUGUAGCCCUUGCGGUUGUAGUCAUCUCAUUUAUCUGUUCUCUUCCAACAACAACAUGCGGUGGUGUGUACUUGAUGAGGUUUUUAGAUACAUAUUGCAGUCAACUUUCGAUUUUUCUCCUAGCUGUCCUGCAGGUGAUUGCUGUCGGAGUAUACCGUAGAGCACAGACAAAUGUCCAGUCUCGUUUCAUACAGUGCGUAACGUUGGCCUGUUUCAGCGUUGAAGUGUUCUUUCUUAUAGGUAUGUUUGCUGUGUUGAUGCUACUUGGAGUAACACCGUGGUACGGCGAGUAUGUGUACCCAAAGUGGUCUCUUAUUCUUGGGCAAAUCUUAGGAUUUUGCCCAGCCUUGUGUGUUUUUCUAUACUGUGGUUAUUUUCUUCGGAGACUCUGUUUUCGAUAAGAUCGCACAGUGACGAAAGAGACAAAGAGCUGAACUUUAUUGCGAAAUGAAAGCAGACAUUCAUAAAUAUCUAUGGUAAGAAGGAGCUAGAAAGUCACCUAUAUGUGUCAAAGAGAACAGAACAUGAAACAAACAUAGAAUAUGAUAGACAAUUUGAGAUACCUCAGCUGACUUUUUAAAUUUACAUUUUAUUUUAUUUACAUUUACCUUAAUUUCAUUUUGGUAUGUAUUGUAGUGACGUAGCCAGAUAUGGCAAGCCAGUUGUCCAAUAAUUACGUGAACCCCAGUUCACGGCCGAA